AUGUUUUUCCGGUUUUUAGUUUUCGUUAUACUUCUUCCUCUGCAAAUCGGUUUGGCAAAGAAUAACUAUGAUAUUGUUAUCAAAUCAUUGAGCUGCAAAGUUGUAUCUUUGAAAUAUGUCAAUGGAUUGGAAUGCCAACUUUUGCGGAAACGGAAUCCCGUAGUAUCGGCCAGAUUUAGUGUGAAUCAAACGAUAGAUCACUUCGAUAUGUAUAUUAUAUUCGAUUUGCUAAAGAAAGACAACACCCCCAUGAAUAUUGCGAGUCUCAAGAUGGAUGGCUGUAAUUACUUGGGUUCUAUGUAUCAAAACAAUGUCGUUGGCAGGCUGUUCAAAAGACUCAAGUCUGUCAGCAAUUUACCAGCUGGUUGUCCUGUUCUAAAGGGAAUACAGUACGAGAUCCGCAACUAUACAUUCAAUUCGGACGAAUUCCCGCCAGGAGCUCCGCAGUCCAAGUGGCAAAUGCGAGUGAAAAUGCUGAAGCGCUCCGAACUGGCUGCGGACAUAUCAUUGGAGGGCGCUGUGGUCUAUAAUACGUGA
Molecule: messenger RNA, 537 nt
Organism: Drosophila suzukii
Lineage: Eukaryota; Metazoa; Arthropoda; Insecta; Diptera; Drosophilidae
Source: RefSeq, a predicted model, not a curated record